GUCAAAACUCAAAAGACACCGUUCGGUUCCGUUACUAGCGUCGUCUCCCUUUCCAUCCUCACGGAUUAUUCCUCACAUAUUCCUCUUCCCCCCCUCUCCCUCUCUCUCCCUCUCUAAAACAACAGUGAAUCAGUAUAUCUCCUGCAAAUUCAUGUCGGAAGAGAAGGGUAGGCCUUUGCCAAAGUUUGGGGACUGGGAUGUAAAUGAUCCUGCUUCAGCUGAGGGCUUUACUGUCAUUUUCAAUAAAGCCAGGGAUGAAAAGAAAACUGGUGGCAAGCCAGAAUCACCAGCUAAUGGAGAUCCUGGUUAUAAGCAUUCCUCUGCCCCUGUAAAGAAACCUCCAGCUAAGAAAUGGUUUUGCUGCAUGCAAGCACCUAAUGCAGAAUCCUAACAUUGUGGUUAUUCAGCCAACAAGGCAUUCGGGUGCUGGGCCCUACCUACCUACCCCACCAAAACUUUUAGUUUCUUCUGUGUGUUAAUGUGUUAUAUAUAUAUAGAGUCAAGUCAGUCUUCUUGAUGGGGGGAGGGAAAAUUGAAAAAAUGAAGACUUUUUAAGUGUCUAUAUUACAGAUUUUGAAGUUUCUUGCUUCUUUUCUGUGUGCUACUGGUUUAUUUUAUCUCAAUCAAAACUCAAAAGCAAGGCUCAUGUGUAGUAACUAGUUGUUUUGCCAUGUUAUUGCUUUAAUUUGGUUUGGUUUGCUUC
This is a messenger RNA of Lactuca sativa (garden lettuce), 703 nucleotides long. RefSeq names its product protein NOI4. The record is from RefSeq and is a predicted model, not a curated record. Lineage: Eukaryota; Viridiplantae; Streptophyta; Magnoliopsida; Asterales; Asteraceae.